Molecule: messenger RNA, 1692 nt
Organism: Dracunculus medinensis (Guinea worm)
Lineage: Eukaryota; Metazoa; Nematoda; Chromadorea; Rhabditida; Dracunculidae
Source: the annotation of a GenBank genome assembly
UUGAAAAAUUCAAAAAAAACAUCAGUUGCAAAAAUAUUAAAUGAUACGGCAAAAGGACUGAAACAUGUUCAUCAGUUUCCGCAUCCAACUCAAGAAGAUUUAAUUUAUGAGCUUUUUAAAUGUUCGAAACGAGAAGGCGAAGUGCUUAGAUCGUUUGGUAUAAGAGAAGAUGAUCCACGCCUGAGGCAAACAAUCGAAAAAAUGCGUGAUUACGAAUCGAAAAUUGAAGAUGAUUGUGAUACGCGACAUUGUUUACUUGAUAAAGAACAAUUCAGAGAGUGUAUUCGACCAAGUAUAAAUCUCAUAUCGCAAGCACUUCGCAAUGAUCUUAUAAUUCCAUGUUGGGGAGAAUUUACUGGUAAAAUUCGAGAAAUAUACGAAGAGUGUCGAGAACUACAUGAUGGUAAUGUUGCAACUUAUAUUCCACAAUUGGCUCGUCAAGAUCCAAAUAAAUGGGGAGUUUCUAUAUGUACGAUUGAUGGGCAGCGUAUUUCAUUUGGUGAUUCGAAACAUCACUUUUGUUUUCAGUCUAUUUCUAAAGCUUUUAAUUAUGCGAUACUUGCAUCGGAUGUUGGUGCGGAUUAUGUGCAUGAUUUCGUUGGGCAUGAACCAUCUGGAAGAUUAUUUAAUGAAAUUUGUCUCGAUUGUAAUGGAAAACCGCAUAAUCCUUUAAUUAAUGCUGGAGCAAUAGUGGUGACUUCUUUAUUAAAAAGUCAGUAUGAAAUGGCUGAUCGUUAUGAUUUUGUCCUAAAUGAAUAUAAAAAAUUGGCUGGAGGUGGUUACGUGGGCUUCAAUAAUUCAACAUUCUUAUCGGAACGUGAUAACGCUAAUCGCAAUUACGCUUUAUCGUAUUAUAUGAAAGAAAAUAAUUGUUUUCCUCCAUCAAUCAAAUCGUUGAGGGAAGAACUGGAUUUCUAUUUCCAACUUUGUUCGCUUGAAACAAAUUGCGAGAGUGCGGCAGUCAUGGCUGCAACUCUUGCUAAUGGAGGGGUUUGUCCAUUAACAAAUGAGAAAUGUAUCAGCGCCAGACCAUGUCGUGAUAUAUUAUCACUAAUGUAUUCUUGCGGAAUGUACGAUUACAGUGGUCAGUUCGCUUUUCAGGUUGGCUUACCAGCUAAAUCUGGCGUAUCUGGGGCUAUGAUUGUUGUUGUUCCUAAUUUGAUGGGUAUUUGUCUGUGGUCGCCUCCUCUCGAUAGAAUGGGUAAUACGCAUAGAGGUGUAGCUUUUUGUAAGAAACUGAUUGAUAAAUUUAACUUUCAUAAUUACGAUAGUUUAUUGCAUGCGGAUAUUAAAAAAAUCGACCCUCGAAGGAAAGCAGCGCAGAAUGAAUCAGAACUUAUUGUUGAAUUAAUGUUUGCUACGAAGAAAGGCGAUUUGGAUUCAAUUCGGCGAAUGUUUCUUGGUGGAAUCGAUUUGAAUAUGCGUGAUUAUGACGGUCGUACUGCAUUGCAUCUCGCUGCAUGUGAGGGGCAUGAAAAAAUUGUUGAUUUUUUUAUCAAAAGAGCGUUUGUAGAUCUCGAGCCGAAAGACAGGUGGGGAAGAUCACCUUAUGAUGACGCGAAAUCUUUUGGCUUUAAUAAUAUCGCAGAAAAAAUUAGUGAAGCAGUUAAAGAGAUGAAGAAUCUUCCGUUAAAUAUUAGGUUUGUAGGCAUAGUUUCCUUUUUUUUUUCAAAUGGAACUAAACCAUUUUAA